Molecule: messenger RNA, 1397 nt
Organism: Globicephala melas (long-finned pilot whale)
Lineage: Eukaryota; Metazoa; Chordata; Mammalia; Artiodactyla; Delphinidae
Gene: RALYL
Product: RALY RNA binding protein like
Cellular component (GO): nucleus
Molecular function (GO): RNA binding
Source: RefSeq, a predicted model, not a curated record
GCCACAGCGUGAGGGGCACCUGCUCGUCUGGGCUCACAGCGGAGGAAGCCUCGCCGGGAGCUGCAGCUGCUGCCGCCCUUGGUGCUGCCGCUCGCAGGCGCCGGGCUCCCCGCCGCCGCCGCCGCCGCCGCCGCCUGGUCUGCUGGAGUUGGGCUCCGUGGGGCUUCCCCUCUCGCAGCCUCGGUCCUUCCCGGCUGCCUGCAAGUCAGCCUGGCUGCGAGUCACGUGUCAGUGCCUGAGGCAGAGACUGAGAGAAAAAAACGCGCUUCAUUCCUUCUUCCACCGCCAUACUGUAUUUUAUCCUAAAUCUCAUUUUUAUUCCAACAUUUUACUCCCUCUCGGACUAAAACAAGGUGAGCCAACCAUGACUGGCAAAACACAGACCAGCAAUGUCACCAAUAAGAAUGACCCCAAGUCCAUCAACUCGCGUGUUUUCAUUGGCAAUCUAAAUACAGCCAUUGUCAAGAAAGUUGACAUUGAAGCCAUUUUCUCAAAGUAUGGAAAAAUAGUUGGCUGCUCAGUUCACAAAGGUUAUGCAUUUGUACAGUACAUGAGUGAGCGGCACGCAAGAGCUGCAGUGGCUGGAGAAAAUGCCAGGAUCAUCGCAGGCCAACCACUUGAUAUCAACAUGGCAGGAGAACCCAAACCAUACAGACCAAAACCUGGAAAUAAGAGGCCCCUUUCUGCACUUUAUAGACUUGAGUCAAAGGAGCCUUUCCUGUCUGUUGGUGGUUAUGUCUUUGACUAUGAUUACUACAGAGAUGAUUUCUACAAUAGGUUAUUUGAUUACCAUGGGCGUGUGCCUCCACCUCCCCGUGCAGUAAUUCCGCUGAAGCGUCCCAGAGUGGCUGUAACAACUCGCAGGGGGAAAGGAGCCUUUUCCAUGAAAGGGGGAUCAAAAUCUACUGCCAGUGGAUCUUCUUCAUCAGGCUCUAAACUGAAAUCAGAUGAAUUACAGACAAUCAAGAAAGAAUUAACCCAGAUCAAAACUAAAAUUGACUCCUUGUUAGGGCGCCUGGAGAAGAUUGAGAAGCAGCAGAAGGCGGAGGCAGAAGCUCAGAAGAAGAAAUUGGAAGAGAGUAUAGAGCUGAUCCAAGAUGAAUGUGUGUCAGAGAAUGCAGAUCACUCUACAGAGGAGCCUGCUGAAGGAGGGCCAGAUGCCGAUGGAGAAGAGAUGACUGAUGGGAUAGAGGAGGACUUCGAUGAAGAUGGGGGUCAUGAGCUGUUUCUACAGAUAAAGUGAUCUGAAGUAAUGAAUGAUGUCAUAAAAGCAGAAAAGAAACUGUGACAACACCCAGAAAUAUGAAAGGAGGCUUCUUACUGCAUAAUAGUAUCUUUGGUUCAAUUUAUAAAAACCCAAAUAAAAUGGACAGUAUUGUUCAAUUUUAGAAAUUCCA